AUGCCAAAGAAUAUGACAGCAUGGUUAGAAACGUCAACGUCGGCGAUAGAUCGUCAGUUCUGGGAUUACUUUGAAACCCCAGAGAAACGGAACACGACAUGGGAGGAUGUAUCUAUUCGGCAGCAAGGCGCUGUUCUGAGUGCUUACGGUGCGCUUAUGGCAGUAGGCGCUAUCGGGAAUAUCGUGGUAUUAACAGCGCUAGCCAGUGCUCGCCGUAGGAGAUCACGCGUUGAUCUCUUAAUGACUCACCUCGCUGUAGCUGACAUCUGUGUGACGUGCGGCGUUAUCCCUUUGGAGAUCGGUUGGAAGUACACGAACGCUUGGCUUGUGGGCAAUAUUCUGUGCAAAGUGCUACUCGUGAUGCGAGCUUUUGGCUUGUAUUUAUCGUCUAAUGUGCUUGUGUGCAUAUCUAUCGAUAGAUUCUUCGCUGUUCUGUACCCUUUGAAGCUGUCUGUUGCAAGAAGACGAAGUAAGCAAAUGUUGUACGGCGCUUGGAUCUUCGCAUUAGGAUGCAGUUUACCGCAGAGUGUCGUGUUCCGCGUGAUGCACCAUCCCUAUAUUGUUGGAUUUGAACAGUGCGUUUCGUUCGACGCAUUCGCAAGCGCACAGCUCGAGGUCGCGUACAACGUGUUCUGUCUUUGCGCAAUGUACUUUGUGCCUCUUCUGAUCAUCACCGUCUGCUAUGUUUGCAUAUUUUGCGAGAUACGACGAAGCAGUAACGAACUGAACGAAAAUUGCGUGCAUAACAUAAAUACAGUAAGGCUCCGACGGUCUGACAGACGGGUGCUGGAACGAGCAAGACGUCGCACUCUAAGGAUGACGGUGACCAUUGUAACCGUGUUUGCGCUGUGCUGGCUGCCGUACGCCACCAUCACUAUGUGGUACAUGGUAGACAGGGACUCAGCAUCUCAAGUGUCAAAUCAAGUUCAAGACCUGCUCUUUGCGAUGGCUGUCUCCAACUCCUGCAUGAAUCCGCUAGUGUACGGUUCGUACGCGCUGCGUCUGAGUGGUGCAAUUCAAAGGUUCUUCAAGCGAACCUUUUGCUGGUCCGCUUCUACUUCCGAUACUGCCGCCAACUCAGGCUCCAGUUCUGUGAAACAUAGGAACAACAAUACACCUGGUGCAUGUCUCGAUAAGUCUGUUAAGAAUGGACGGGUAAGGCCGCGUUUAGGUGUGCGUUUCGCCGAGACGUCACUAACAGCGGUUCCUGAGCGUUUGGACGUGAAUAAGGCGCGUGGUCCCGCUUGACAGCCACCCGCUCGUCUCCACUGCGCACGACAUGAGCGAUGCCGCGUGCUCCACGAGUAUUACAGGAGUAGAUCUACUGCUGUAUAACAUGGAAGAAGGCGAGUUUGA
Messenger RNA from Nymphalis io (European peacock), 1356 nucleotides. RefSeq names its product adipokinetic hormone/corazonin-related peptide receptor variant I-like (gene NGR-A29). Gene Ontology annotation, cellular component: membrane. Gene Ontology annotation, biological process: G protein-coupled receptor signaling pathway. The record is from RefSeq and is a predicted model, not a curated record. Gene Ontology annotation, molecular function: G protein-coupled receptor activity; peptide binding. The transcript has 8 exons. NCBI's taxonomy places the organism in Eukaryota, Metazoa, Arthropoda, Insecta, Lepidoptera, Nymphalidae. The coding region runs from base 1 to 1248 and encodes 415 amino acids.